CCAUAGCUCGCUGAAAACCGCGGCAGUAUGUUUGCAUGCAUCAGUAGUCGCAGUGCAAAAGGUUAGAGCAAAUAAUAACCCAAUCGGCGUCAGUGUGUAAAGUGGUGUUAUAAAGGAUGCUUGUGAUGGCGCGCUACGCGAUAUUCGUCCUUGCAGUUUGCGUUUCCCUGUGCCAAGUGGCUUGGAGUGGCUGCAUGGAUGACCUGCAGAAGGAUCAGAUGUUUAUGGAUUGUAUGAUGGGAUACCAGACAUUUGUACAACAGGCUGCUCAGACCGGGGGAAAUAUGGCAACCAUGUUGUGCAGCACAGAGGGGCAAGCUGCAAUGGGAUGUCUCAUUGACUUUGGGUCCCGUUGUCCAGAUCUGUUGCAAGGCCAGGGCUUAGACCCAGAACAGAUGACGGCAAUGUGCAGCCAGGCAGCCGGAACCGGUGUUUUUAGUAAGACGUGUAUGGAUGCCCAGAAUUGUCUGGCCUUAAGUAUGAGUAUGGGUGGUUCAGAGCUCCCCACUCCGAAAACAAAGUUUGGAUACGUUCCUGAACUGAUGAAACAAAUCUGCGGAUCAUUUUCGGAGGUGUUCAAUUGCGUUACGCCUCAAGUUGAGAAUGAAUGCUCAUUGGUUGUGGACGGUGUUCGCAACAUCUCUGCCAUGGUUCAGAUGGGCAUGCCUCCUGGUUUGAUGUUCCCGAAAUACGAGACACUUAGGAUGCUUGUCAAAGAACGCUGCCCGACGCUGCCAAAAGAUUUCGGAACAUCCCGUUGUGUUUAUGACACUCUCCAGAACCAGACUUUCGAGGACUGCCUUAACACAGUAAACAUGAAUUAUACAACUCCGGAGAAAAAUGUUUCCUGCGGAGCUGUUGAUGCUCGUCUGGCCUGUCUCAACGACGCCCUGGUAGCUAAGUGUGGGAAGGAACACUACAACGGCAUCGUCAACCACGCCGAAUAUUUCUUCACUGACAAGCCGCUCACCUGUGACCGAACCAGCUCGGCGGCAUAUGCGUACCUCUCUAUGAUGACGUCUCUCUUUGCUGUGCUAUUUGUACUGAUCCUGUCUUAGGUUUAACAAAAUAGGUAGUAUUAUAUAUGUAAAUGGUUAUGCUCUUUUUUACAAACCAAAAAAUCGAUUGGUUAUUGAGAUAUGAUCCCUGUAUUGACCAUAGCCGGAAAUGAUAUCGGUAUAUUAACUUUAUCCUAUGGAGUUCAAACAAUUUAAAUUUUCAAAAAAUAAUCAAGUGGCAAUGGUCAAUAAAAUGUUAAGUAUAAGGUAAUUAAAAGCACAUCGUGUAUUGAAGAUCAGCAAUAAUUAACAUUAUACUAUAAAUAGGCUACGUAAAAUAUAAGAUAGCAAUGUACUAAGAACAUAUUACAAAGCUUGAAUAUCAGUAGACAAUCGGGAAAUCGAUACAACUUAUAAAAGCUUGUGUAUAUGGAAGUUGUAGAUUGUUGACCGAGAAGAAGAAGUUUAGUUCUUGUUUUUGCCUUAUUAUGAUGCGUUCAUGUUCAUUUUUUCAUACGUGUAUGUUUUAACAAUGUUAUAUGCCUAUAGUCCCUAGGCCGUUACAUUAUAGAUUUGACAGCUUAUAAAUGUGGAAAGAAACCCUCACUUGCUGCUGAAAAAAUACUUUAUAUUCAAGACACAUUUCCAAGUCAACUAAUUUAAACGUCAGAUUAUUUAACAGGAGAACGUCUAGUCCGUAUUCUUUAUUGAAGGAAAGAUACGAAUGAGCUUUACAAUUAUGCAAAGGGCUAAAGACCAUGUGAAUUUGUAUCAUACUAAAUGAUUUGAUAUGUUGGGUUUAAUUACAUGCACCUAUAUUUCCUCGUUUUAUGUACAUUUUUCUGAUAUUGUACCAAUAGUAAAUCUGAUUGCGUUUUUUCUUCGUAUGUGUUUGCUUUUAGUGUAUUUUUACUGAAUGUUUAAGUCAGAUAGUUUUUUAAGGCAAAUAAACGAGACAUGUACAGUUAUAGUAAAGUAAUAUACUACACUUUGUUUUAUUUGAGAUUGCAAAAUCAUCUUUUGAGAAUCAUUUGAGAGAUAUUGUACAUAUAGAAGCAGUAAUCAACAAUCAGGCUUAUAGAAGUUUUGUCUUUUGUAAUUAUUCUAAAUAAAUUUGCUUUGGUAUUGUGAUGAUACCCUUGGUCAAUUAAUUAAUAUAAGCUUCGGCAUUAUUAUCCUUGUAAAAUCUCUUCUAAAGAAACAAAAGUGUACCUGAAAGGGUGUUUCCUUUAUUUAAUUUCCACCAUAUAACCCUAUAGAACCAAUUUCGAUUAGUUGGUAUAAAUAAAUAAACUUGUAAAAAAUAAAA
Messenger RNA from Dreissena polymorpha, 2307 nucleotides. RefSeq lists its product as uncharacterized. The transcript is spliced from 7 exons. NCBI's taxonomy places the organism in Eukaryota, Metazoa, Mollusca, Bivalvia, Myida, Dreissenidae. The record is from RefSeq and is a predicted model, not a curated record. The coding region runs from base 117 to 1058 and encodes 313 amino acids.